GUCCGGCGUUUGGCAACCCUUCGAAUGAAGCAAACUCGUCUCUACAGGUACUUCUCACCACAUGUGCCCCAGGCUCGAGUCUCGUCUGGUCUAAGCCUCACUUGCAAUUCGGCCAUGUCCUUUCAGAGGAAGGAUAAAACACAGUCAACUUCGCCUCAUCGCACACAGCACCAUUUUGAGCCAGCUUCACUGGCCAGACGUUUCGCUAUUUCGGCUGUUCAGCACUCUUUCACAUCUCCCCGCCCAAAUCUCCACGACGCCAAGGCUACGACGGAUCCGGGACUGCGGACUCGGACUCAUGGGCCGACUACUGCUCAACCGAAACAGAAGGGUGCUAGGGUCGACGCUUUCAGCAGUUCCCGAAGCCAUGACCAUCCAAUGUUUCAUCCACUCGCACAUCAACCGGACAGUCUAUCCAUCCAUAUCCGUACAUUUCUCCUUGUUUGUGAGGCUGGAUGGCAACCAGAGACUGGAGUUGCGAGGGCAGAGGCCGGCGAAGAUAGACGGAACGCGAAAGCCCAUUCCGCCCAGCCGACUUUCGAGGAGCAUCUUCAUCCAGAAUCCCGUACAUUCAGUUACUCGUGUUUUUCUCCACACAUGCACACAUGCACGUCUUUCGACCUACCUAUCGCUCUUUACCACUUUGGCACUUGCCUCACUUGGUGUCCAAUGGCUUUAUGUCGUUUUCACAUCUUCUGUCUGAGUGACCGGUACCAGCGAUCUGGUCGAGCAAAUCCAUUCAAACUGUGGACACUGGAAGGCGUCUCAACCGAGCUUCCAGUGACUCAUCGACGGCCGUCGACCGGAGACGUGGGCAACCCCGCUUCCAGGCCGCACUCCAUUGGCCGCGCAUUCAACACUCACUCGAUCCCCCUCGUAGGGCUAGUCGACCUUUCCUCUGCUCCCAUGGCCAAGGCCCCGAGCCACGAGCCACGACUCGCAUUCCCUUACUCAUUAUGA
Molecule: messenger RNA, 960 nt
Organism: Protopolystoma xenopodis
Lineage: Eukaryota; Metazoa; Platyhelminthes; Monogenea; Polystomatidea; Polystomatidae
Source: the annotation of a GenBank genome assembly